Molecule: messenger RNA, 1509 nt
Organism: Gadus chalcogrammus (walleye pollock)
Lineage: Eukaryota; Metazoa; Chordata; Actinopteri; Gadiformes; Gadidae
Product: protein C19orf12 homolog
Exons: 3
Coding region: 235-657 (140 amino acids)
Source: RefSeq, a predicted model, not a curated record
UUAUUAGAAAUUACAGUUUUAUACAAAUAACAUCUCAAUAAAAUCGUCGGUAUUGAUAGUAUCAAGUGUAAUAGUCGCUUACACUUUUGAUUUAUGCAAUUCUGACAAACACAUCUCCCAUCGAGCAUUGCGACCAUGCGCGAGAUCAGACAUCGGAUAAUAAAGGUGAAUCUCUCAAGAGUUUUGCAAUAAAAAGACAACAAACCGGCUGUGCAUGAACAUACCCUUAUCCAAAUGGCUCCAAUCAACGAUGUCAUGAAGCUCUGUUGUGAGUUGUCUGCCAAUCAGCAAAUAAAGACCACAGUAAAGGGCUCAAUGAAAGGUUCCGCUGCAGCCGGGGGUCUUGCCUUUGCUGGUGGGAUGCUCGGAGGUCCCCUUGGUAUUGCUGUAGGUGGUGCUGUUGGUGGCCUCCUGGGGUGUUGGAUGACGAGUGGACAGUUCAAACCACUGCCCCAGAUUAUUAUGGAACUGGCUCCCCAGCAGCAACAGAGACUGUACGAAGAUGUCCUGGCUAUCCUUGGCAACAUGCAGUGGACAGACCUAGCCCAGCUAACUGCACUAGUGAUGGGCAACUCCACCAUGAAGCAGCAGGUUACUGCAGCCCUGCUUGGCUACAUCACCAAGGAGCUUCAAGCUGAGGUUCAUUAUGUAGACUAGACCCUGGGAGAUUGUAGGAUAUUAUUUAUGAUAGGAAAGAAAGAAAAUCCAAUCAAAAGGUUGUGGUGUGUUUGGUUCUUUUUAAUUGUUUGAGGUUUGACAGAUGCACUCUUAAGUUAUGCUGUGGAAAGUGUCAAAGUUAACUGGAUGGAUCAAAUUGAUUCCUAAGAGAUAUCCGCAAGGCAGCUAUAUUGCGAUUUGUUUAUGCUGGUGGUAGGGUCACAUCUUUGGCCUUCAGGUUAAUAAACCAAAUUUUUGAAUUAUGUAUUCUUUAUACACAAUAAAAAAAUAAAAAUGGGAAUUUCCUGUGGUAUCAAACAAAAUAUUAAAUAUUUCUCAUCGUAACCUGCCAAUGUGUCAAACAUAUUGGUAGGUUGUCAAUGUAUGUAUAUUGGUUCCAAUUGCAAUGCCCGUAAUUCCCUGCAUUCUCUGGGUCCAAUCCGGCAGAGUACUAUAUUGUAUUACCUGUAGUUUACUGAGUACUAGAGGUAAUACAUAGUACUCAGUACUUCACUGUUAUACCUUAAAUUAUUCGCACUAUAAUAUCUAGUUUCAUGAGCAUACACUUUCUGUCCUAGCCACUAACAAGACUUGUUAAUGGAUGAUUUCCCCAACAUUUACGUUAAGCAAUGAGGUCACCCCUAAUAUUUACACAUUUAAAUGGCCAUAAAAAUAUGCUUUAUGCAAACAAGGAGUAUUUGAGUCAAACUACAUAUUUGCAGUUCUUUGACACCAUGAGUAAAAAAAAAUAAGACCGACUAAACCUUGCGGUAGCAUAAAUAUACUUUUAUUAAGGUAUAUUGGCUGUUUAUCCCACCUCAGUUUCCAAGACAGACCCAUUUAUAUACACAC